UUUUCGGAAAAAAUAUUGACUUCUACCUGCUGAUGUUUGAAUGAUCCCGGAUAAUAACAUUACUGUUUAUGUUUACAAACAGUGGGUUCAUGACUGUGUUUUAGCUCGUUUUAUAGGCUAUACGGUAGGUUGCCAUGGACACCACGGAGACUGCAAGCAAAAUUCAGUUUGAUCCCAAAGAGCACCAGCAUCUGAGGUACAACCCACUGCGUGAUUCCUGGGUUCUGGUUUCUGCCCAUCGGAUGAAACGGCCAUGGAAAGGGCAGGUGGAGAAGGUGCCGGAGGACAACGUCCCUCGUCAUGACCCCAACAAUCCUCUCUGUCCCAGAAGCACCAGAGCCAAUGGGGAGGUGAAUCCUGAUUAUGACAGCACUUUCCUCUUCGAUAAUGAUUUCCCUGCACUACAGCCGGAUGCUCCAGAUCCUGGUUCAGAUAAUCAUCCUUUGUUCCAGACCAAACCUGCAAGAGGUGUUUGUAAGGUCAUGUGCUUCCAUCCGUGGUCUGACAUCACGCUCCCUUUGAUGCAGCCUGGAGAGAUCCGCAAGGUGAUUGACAAGUGGGCGGAGCUGAUUCAGGAGCUAGGCCACACCUAUCUGUGGGUGCAGAUCUUCGAGAAUAAAGGAGCCAUGAUGGGCUGCUCCAACCCUCAUCCUCACUGUCAGGUUUGGGCCAGCAGCUUCUUGCCUAAUGAACCCGCGCUGGCUGAACGCUGUCAGAGGGAAUAUAAAGAGACGCACGGAGAGCCCAUGCUGCUGCAGUACGCUCACAUGGAGGCUCAAGCAGAGGAGCGUGUGGUGGUGCAGAAUGAGCACUGGAUUGUUGUGGUGCCGUAUUGGGCCACGUGGCCUUUCCAGACUCUGCUGCUGCCACGCCGACAUGUUCUGCGUCUUCCUGAUCUUACUUCUGAGGAGAGAGACAGUCUUGCAUGCAUAAUGAAAACGCUUCUGACAAAGUACGACAACCUCUUUGAGGUCUCCUUCCCCUACUCAAUGGGCUGGCAUGGAGCGCCAACAGGAAGUUAUCUGGAAGAAGACAUGAGCCACUGGCAGCUUCAUGCACACUACUACCCUCCCCUACUCCGCUCAGCCACUGUCCGUAAGUUCAUGGUGGGCUAUGAAAUGCUGGCUCAGGAGCAGCGUGACCUUACACCCGAACAGGCUGCCGAGAGAUUACGAGCACUUUCUGAGGACCACUACAAAACCGGAGUGAAAGGGCAGCAGAUUUGAAAAUGGAGUUUAAGCAGGAGCUGCCACACUGGAGCUUUUCUUCAACUUUUGUUUUAGAGCAUUGACUUUCAGAGACGAGACGUUUUCCCAGAUAAACAGAGGUACAACAGAAGGCCCUGUGCAGAUUCCCUCAGCACUUCUGAAUGUGCUGCACUGUGUGUUGGCCGAGCCUGACUCUCUCCCAGCCAUCUGAUCCAGUACCGGGUGAUGUUUGAGAUGCUGGGCUGAUGAUGCACAAACUGAGAAGCUCUUCAGUGUAUUAGAGUGAUUUAAGAAAUAUAAUUCAUAAAACAACUUACAUUUAGGCUUUAGAGCUGACAAAAUAGUUGUGUGAGUGUGUGGUUUGGUUUACGUUUACCUGUUUUGAUGGCUAUAGACCCCUUUCACUGACGUCACCCGAAACCGGAAGUAAACAGACCCUGCGCCAUUUUGGAAGACCAACAAACUCGUGAUUAGGGGGGAAUAACGGCAGCGGUAUGUGAACCCACGAGAAUAAAGUGCAGUGGCAAACGACUUAAACAAAUCUGAGUUGUUUUAUUUAUGAUUUAUUGGCCCAACAGUAGACUUGAAAGAAACCUGUGUGAGACUUGGCAAAAAACUGUGGAUAUAACGGAUAAGUCUGUGCAUGAUCUGCGGACACUUUGAGGUAAGCAAACGCAAGAAAUUCAGAUUUAAAACAUGCUAAAUUGGCCCCAAGUUGAUAACUGGAUGAGGAGCAAGCCUCCCAGACUUCUACAAUUUAAUAAUAAUAAUAAUUUAGGAUGGUUUGGGGCUUGCUCGCUGCUGCCAGGUUGGUUGUUGAGUAGCCUGACUGUUUUUUUUUUUUUUCUUGCGUGUGGUAUCAUUGUUGACGCGAGGUUGUUUUUUGAACAUGCCAAUGCGGACACGAUUUCCCCUGAUGAGUUAUGACUUCAGACGCGAUGCGUGUGUGGAGGUGUGGAGUCCGCGUGAUAUGUGUGUAAGAUAGGCUUCUCAUGCGUUUAGAGAUCCGCGCUCCGAGACAAGCGCAAGCACCCCCCCCCCCCCCCCCCCCCCCAAGGGAAAAAAGGGACCCCCCCGAAAAUAUCGGCAUAGUUCGAACACUGAGUGUAGGCACUGGGUGUAAACAACAAAUAGUUUACAAUGUCUGGGUAGCAAACAGAUGGCAGAAUUGGUGUCAGGUCCUCCUUAUGUUUCCAUUCUCCCUUGCCGCGAGUCUUAUCAUAUGGGUCAAACCCAUCAAUCACAGCCAGUUUCUCCACAUACCGUGCCCUUUCUGCAGCUGGUAAUGUACUCACAUAACCCGAAUUAUCAUCCAUCGUGUCACUUUACUCUCGCUCGUACUUUGUUUUAUAUUGUGAGUGCAUGUACUUGGUCUUCCAAUAUGGCGCCUAACAAAAUCUCGCGGCGCGGUGACGUCAUGUGAAAGGGGUCUAUAGCCCACAUCCUUAACCAAUGAUCUACCUGUACCAUAUUUUUAUUUUUUAUUUUUUUGCAGUUCACUGGGAUUGUAUUCUUCAAUUGAAAACAAAAUUACAGCAUUCAAAAUUCAAUGUACAAAUAUUCACCUUCCUAAAAUACAGUUCCAAAAUUUUCCAGGUGUUAUGACACCAUUAUUCAAAAGGUAAUAUUCAACGCAUUCUUUUUCAACCUCACAAAUUCAGUCUGCCAAAAUUCAGGCUUAACAUUCACCAUCUGGGUAUCACGAUGGAUUGCCAGUACAUUAUUGUAACCGAUGCUGCUCAAAGCCUGCUUCAUGCUCUGAUGGUUAUGUGACUACAAUUAAGCCAGCUGCUGUUCCUGAAAACACGGUUAAUCUAGCUGCACAUAAAUUUUAGGGGCAUGGCUUUUAGCCGCUUAGCGUACCAUACUUUUUUUUUUUAAUUCAUUAUUAUAAAAAAAGUAUCACCAGUACCAUAUUUUCCAUGUUGCUGGUGCUGGUCCUGGAGCUGGUAUUGUUCAUGGAAACAGGUAUAUUUUUAGGAACCAGUUCUAAUUUCCAUCCGAGUCAGAAUUGUGCUUUACUGACCAAGUAAGUGAGUUUUCAAGGAAUUUAGGGAAUCAUUUUGAUAUGACGUAUCAAUCGUCAAACAGAGAAAUAUUGCUAAACGUUUCAGGAGACUCUGUUAUCAGGUGGGAGUUUACUACUAGGCUUUUAAAUAAUAACAAACAAAGGGGUUUUUACGGUAUCCGGUUAUUUCACACAAAAGUCUUUUCACACAAGUCCAAUUACAAUCUAAAGUCACUUUGCACAAUUGUUAUAAACAACCCUGAAGAUGCCCGAGUGUCAAGUGUUUGGGUGUAAAAAUAAGCCCGAUCAUCGAAGCAGUGAACGCACACACAUACACAUGCACGCAUGCAUGCAUGCAUGUGCGCGUAAACAGUGAACACUGUUCUUAUUUGUUGUUUUUAUUCACUCAGAAAAGUGAUCUUUUUAGACACUAAGAAUCGCAUUGCUAUGGCAACGGGAUUGCUUACUAGUAUCUGUGUCAGUACUGCAUAUGCAUUAUCUAGCCAAGUGAGAUUUAAACUUCAUAAAAGUGAAGUCUGUUGAUGUGCGUAUUUCGUCGCUAGUAAAAAUCAUACGGUUACAGAAAAUUUCUGAUUAGAUUUUUAGAAUUAGAAGCUUUUAUUUGCCUCACACACAAUACUGUGCAAAAGUCUUAGGCACGUGUAAAGCAAUGCUGUAGACCAAAAAAAUGGCUUAAAAAUAAUGAAAUAAAAUGUUUCAACAUUAAAAAAAUACCAUAAACCAUAAUAAGUAAGCCAUAAUACAUGAAACAAAGUCAAUAUUUGGUGUGAGACGACUUUGCUUUAAAAAAAAAAUUAAAAAUAGUAGUCUCAGGUCCAAUGAGUGCAGUUUUAUGCGGAAAUGAGCUGUAGGUUUUACUGAACAUCUUCCAGAACCAGCCACAGUUCUUCUGGACACUUUGACUGUCUCACUCGCUUCUUCAUUUUGCACCAAAACCCAGCAGCCUUCAUUAUGUUUUCUUUUUUUCAUCUGAAAAGUGCUCUCUUAUGGAAUAUGCUGCUCAGAUACAAACUUAUUUUUCUGUAGCAUUUAAUUUUGUGCUGGAAAACAAAUGUUUGGACUCCUAAAAUGUUUUUGUACUGACUCGAUUAUGUAGAAGUCAUAAAAUAGAAAUCUGUAACAAAAUUUGUAUGAAAAAAAAUAGGGGGGCUAAGACUUUUGCACUUUUCACAAACCUGGAAGUUGACUGUAACUGAGCUGGUGUAAAACUGUGUGUUAAAUUGUUUGGAAGGAGGAUUGGUGACUAACAGACAGGCUUCAUCAAGCAUGGCGGGUUCAAGAUGGCGGGACGGCGAAAUGUAUUCUAUCAGAAUCUCAGCAACUUCCAUAAAAAAAAAAAAAUCAAAGAUCUUUAAACAUGAUCAGAACUUGUGUGAAAUGACUUUAGAUUUGUGCAAAAUGACCGUAAACCGGUUUUUACAAGUUGUACUUCUGAUUUCAUGAAAAAGUUAACGGUCUGCGUUCAGCACAAAUCCAUCAUCAUGUACCACCAUAAUGCACCAAAUGGGAGAUUAAUGUUAUUGUUUUUAUCAGCGUGUUCAAAUGCUCAGUUUUAACGUUGGCUUUGAGGAUAUUGCCCCCAUUCCCUUUGUGGCAGUUGCCAAUAAAACAGCAGCCAUAAAUUACUUAAGAUGUGGCAAAAUGAUUACAGCUCCAAGCCCCUGACAUCAAUUAUUAUCCCCUGCCCAAACGAAGUUUGGUGGAGGAUAUAGAAAUGGAUUCCAUCUGUCCGUCCGUCCGUCCGUCUGGUCAUGUUUUCGUUUGCGGGCCAUAUCUUUAAAACUACUGGAGAUAUCUUCAUGAAACUUUGUAUACCUAUCAAGCAACAUGUGAACUGGUGCCUUUUGCUAUUUUGGAUUUUUGAAAAAAAAAAACAAGUAUUUUUCAAAUUUUUACAUAAAAAAUAGAUUUUGACUUUCUAAGGGUGUAUUCAGACCAGGAUAGUUCGAUAGUUCACUUGCUUUGGUCCGAACCAAAUGUUUUUUUUAUUUUUUCAUUUUGGUGCGGUUCGCUUUCACACUGUACAUUUUAGUAAGCGGACCAAAAUCUGUCAACAAAGCCACGCGCCCUGAGGUCGUUCAGCUAUUGGUCAGAGACGACACGCACACAAAGCGCUGUUCUGUGGAGCGCGUGAACCCCUUCUCCUUCAUUUUCUCACUGAAUACAGCAAACACGUCGGCAUUUUUGUGUGUUCUCUCCAAAAGCUCAGAUAUGUGGACAUCUGCCCAUAUAUCCACAAGGGUACGCGUUUCUUCCUCAGCCCACGUUUGCCCCCUACUCAUUUUUUGUACUCUGUAGUCUAGCCUACCACUGGUCUGAAUGACUGAACGACUGUUGUAAGGUUCCCUUGACAACCGAAACAGUGUUUGCACUUUGCGGUGGAGUGUCAAGACACUGUUUCCCAUAAUGUUCGACAAACAACGGAAGCUCCCGAGGUACAAAAAAGCAAAACUGUCGGAUUAGGUCCGGUCUGCUUUCACACCUCCAAAAGAUCCGCACCAGGGUUCCUUUGGUCCGGACCGAGUCCGACCUUGCAGCUCGGUCUCGGUCCGCUUGUUUGGUCCGGACCAGAGUUCGGUGGUUUGUAUUCAGACCAACCCAAAAGGUCCGGACCAAGGGAAAUUUGGUUCGUUUGGUCGUUUGGUCCGGACCAAACAACGUAGGUGUGAAUACGCCCUCAGAGCAAUGUUCGUUUCCGGAGCUUAUAUCCAAAACGAUUCAUGAUACGGAUUUGAAACUCGGUAUACAUGUUAACAAGGUGAUGUACAGUAGAUGUGCCUUUUCAUACUAAGAAAUUUAAAUUUUUCAUGUUUCCAUGGAAACAAUUUCAGACUUAAUCUCUCAGGUUAGCCUUAGGGGUAGGUUUUGUUUCCGGAGCAGAACUUGAAAACUAUGAGUGGUAUGAUCUUGAAAGUUGGUAUAUGUCUUGAUUAAGUAAUGUACAUGUCCCUUAUGAUACUAAGAAAUAUGAGAAAUUUUCAUUUUUAGCUCACCUCGACCAAAGGUCCGUGGGUUUAUGCCAUGGGCUGCUGAGGUCAGUGUAAAGAAGUAGGGUUGGUUUCCUGCAGCAGAACUUGACAAAUAAUAUCUUGAAACUUGGUAUAUAGUUGAUAUACAGUAUGGUGGGGGGAUAUAGAUGACUCUGUCUUCUUGUUUAGAUUCUUGAAACAAGACCAGCACUAUAUCUGUAAGGUGCAAUGCCAGAACAUGGCAUUACUGAAGUAUAUAUCUUGUGUUUUUGCUGUGCAGUCUGGGGGGGGGCAAAUAAAAAGCUCUUUUCAUGUCAUGGUAGUAGAGUGAGUGUGAUUCGAUCAGUUCCGAGUCAUCGGAGUCGGAUCAUUUUCUUCCACUGAACAUCUCCUUUAGAUUUAUCUCAACAAAGAUCACUGACUCAUGCUGUUUAUUCACGUCUGAUAGUGAAAUAUCAUAAUAUAAUAUAA
Molecule: messenger RNA, 6677 nt
Organism: Neoarius graeffei (lesser salmon catfish)
Lineage: Eukaryota; Metazoa; Chordata; Actinopteri; Siluriformes; Ariidae
Gene: galt
Product: galactose-1-phosphate uridylyltransferase
Exons: 12
Coding region: 135-1226 (363 amino acids)
Biological process (GO): beta-D-galactose catabolic process via UDP-galactose, Leloir pathway
Cellular component (GO): cytoplasm
Molecular function (GO): zinc ion binding; UDP-glucose:hexose-1-phosphate uridylyltransferase activity
Source: RefSeq, a predicted model, not a curated record